Impatiens glandulifera is the source of this 639-nucleotide messenger RNA. Its product is annotated as glutathione S-transferase U19-like. The transcript is spliced from 3 exons. Gene Ontology annotation, biological process: glutathione metabolic process. NCBI's taxonomy places the organism in Eukaryota, Viridiplantae, Streptophyta, Magnoliopsida, Ericales, Balsaminaceae. Bases 1 to 639 code for a protein of 212 amino acids. The record is from RefSeq and is a predicted model, not a curated record. Gene Ontology annotation, molecular function: glutathione transferase activity. Gene Ontology annotation, cellular component: cytoplasm.
AUGAUUUUCCUCACAUACAUCACUGAGAAGGUGAGAAUUGGCUUAGCUGAGAAAGGUGUGGAAUAUGAAAGCUUCGAAGAGGAUUUGAGUAACAAAAGCAAAUUGUUGCACGCGAUGAACCCCGUUUACAAGCAAGUUCCUGUUCUUAUCCACAACGGACUACCUAUAUCCGAUUCUUCCAUCAUUCUAGAGUACAUAGAUGAUCUAUGGACCGGAUAUUCUCACAUCUUCCCAUCUGAUCCUCAUCUACGAGCUCAGGCUAGGUUUUGGGUUGAUUACAUAGCCAAAAAUAUAUACGAAAAAUCAAGUGGAUUUGUGGUUAAGAGUUCAGGAGAAAGGCAAGAGGCAAAAAAGAAAGAGUUGGUGAAGUGCUAUAAGGUGUUGGAAGAGGAGCUCGGUAACAAAACCUACUUUGGCGGGGAAUGCUUCGGAGUUGUUGAUAUGACGUUAAUUCCUUUUUACGGCUGGUUUCUUUCAUUGGAGAAGACGGGGCUAAACAUUAGGGAUGAGUGCCCUAAAAUUGUGGAAUGGGCUGAGAGAUGUAUGAAAAGGGAGAGUGUUUUCAAGUCUCUUGCUACUCCACAAUCGAUAUAUGAGGUCCUAAUGAACUUGAGGAAACAAUAUUUUCAGGACAAGUGA